This is a messenger RNA of Coffea eugenioides, 1747 nucleotides long. Its product is annotated as benzyl alcohol O-benzoyltransferase-like. The record is from RefSeq and is a predicted model, not a curated record. Bases 186 to 1559 code for a protein of 457 amino acids. Lineage: Eukaryota; Viridiplantae; Streptophyta; Magnoliopsida; Gentianales; Rubiaceae. The transcript has 2 exons.
GGCAUCCUCAGAACUACCAAACCUUCCUUCUUUCUUCUCCUGUGUCAGACUAUCUAUAUCUGUAUACACACAAUUAAAGCAUCCUCAUUACCAGUGCUUUCAUUUCCUAAGCCUGAGCCUGAGCAAAUAUAUUCGUUGGUGGUGGUCAAAUCACUGCGCGUAGCAGUUUGUUUGUGGGCAACAAAAUGGGAUCAAAGUCUCUGACAUUCAGGGUGACCAGACAAAAGCCUGAGCUGGUCCGUCCGGCGAAGUCCACUCCUCGGGAAUGCAAGGUCCUCUCUGACAUCGACGAUCAAGAGGGUCUUCGCUUUCAAAUCCCUGUCAUCCAGUUUUACCGCAGCGAUGAUGGCAGGAGAGACCCCGUGAAGGUGAUCAGGGAGGCCAUUGCCAAGGCUCUGGUGUUCUACUACCCCUUCGCGGGGCGUCUCAGAGAAUGCGCCGGGAGGAAGCUGGUGGUGGACUGCACGGGGGAGGGUGUCAUGUUCAUUGAAGCGGAUGCAGAGGUGACGCUGGAGCAGUUUGGGGAAGAACUUCAGCCUCCAUUCCCCUGCCUGGAGGAGCUCCUCUAUGAUGUUCCUGACUCUGCAGGAGUCCUUCACUGUCCUUUACUGCUUAUACAGGUAACUCGUUUGAGAUGCGGGGGUUUCAUCUUCGCGCUGCGCCUGAAUCACACCAUGUCCGACGCUGCCGGACUAGUUCAGUUCAUGAAUGCGGUGGGCGAAAUCGCACGGGGAGCUUCCGCCCCAUCUGUACUGCCAGUAUGGCAGAGAGAGCUCCUGAAUGCUCGAGACCCGCCAAGGGUGACGUGCACCCAUCACGAAUACGAUGAGGUAGCCGAUACCAAAGGAACCAUCAUUCCCCUGGACGAUAUGGUCCACCGCUCCUUCUUCUUCGGCCCGACGGAGGUAUCAGCUCUGAGAAAAUCCAUCCCGCUCGACAUCAGUCGCAAGUGUUCGACAUUUGAGGUUUUGACGGCCUGUCUCUGGCGCUGCCGGACCAUCGCCCUCCAGCCCGAACCCAAUGAGGAAGUCCGCGUGCUCUGCAUCGUCAACGCUCGCUCCAAGUUCGAUCCUCCCUUGCCACAAGGAUACUACGGCAAUGCCUUUGCAUUUCCGGUGGCCCUGACGACUGCCGGAGAGCUGUGCAAGAGGCCUCUGGGAUAUGCGUUGGAGCUGGUGAAUAAGGCCAAAUGUGAUGUGACUGAAGACUACAUGAAAUCGGUGGCUGAUUUAAUGGUUAUCAAAGGGAGGCCUCAUUUCACCGUGGUGAGGACUUAUCUCGUGUCGGAUGUUACUCGGGCUGGGUUCAAUGAGGUGGACUUCGGCUGGGGAAAGCCAGCGUACGGAGGGCCGGCCAAGGGCGGGGUUGGUGCCAUCCCCGGCGUGGCGAGCUUUUACAUACCUUUCAAGAACAAGAACGGGGAGAAAGGAAUAGUGGUUCCUAUUUGCCUGCCGGGCUUUGCAAUGGAUGCAUUUGUGAGAGAGCUGGAGAACUUGCUGAGCAACAACCUUCAUAGUAGUAUUGAUGAUCGCUCCACUUUUGUCAGAUCAGCCUUGUGAAGAACUUUCUUAAUUUCAUUCAUUCCCCUGAUCGAGUCCUCCUCCUAUGUUUACACACUGUACUAUUUCUCAUGUCUUUGGAAUUCCCGACGGAAAGUUAUGAGAAUAAUGAGAGGAUCAGUGAUGUGUGUGUGUGUGUGUGCAGUGCACAAUUUCUUAGAAUCUUAGCAGAAACUACCUUGAGAAAA